This is a messenger RNA of Thermochaetoides thermophila DSM 1495, 1050 nucleotides long. RefSeq lists its product as uncharacterized. The transcript is spliced from 2 exons. Lineage: Eukaryota; Fungi; Ascomycota; Sordariomycetes; Sordariales; Chaetomiaceae. Gene Ontology annotation, molecular function: 8-oxo-dGDP phosphatase activity. The record is from RefSeq and is a predicted model, not a curated record. The coding region runs from base 1 to 1050 and encodes 349 amino acids.
AUGGCUCCUCGAUACACAUCUCUCGAUCUUUUAAACGCUUGCGAUGCGUUCCCUGACCCUAAGAGAAACCCCCAAGCUUAUUCAGAGUACAUGAAAGGGUUUUACACGUUGCUCUGGCAUGACGACGAGGGCAGUUAUCCUAUCGGCUAUGUUCCAUUAUCCGUGAUAGAGGCGUUGAAAAAUACGCCCUCGGACAUCACGGGCCGAGUAGAUAUGGACGAUGAGGCCCGGACAGUGUCUCUGUUCGAGGAAGCAACUAACGAGGAGGAGCGCACAAAACUGGUUGGCCAGUUGAUGAAGUACUGGCACGAAAACAAGACCUUUCAGCUCCUCAAGAGCUGGCGGGACGAGCUUUGGCCCGUCUAUGGGAGAAAGGGCGAGCUCUUGUUCAACAUGGAGCGCAUGGCAGUUGGCUUAAUCGGAGCUAUGCGGUAUGGAGUACACAUGACGGCCUUUAUCCGCCGCAAGGACAACAGCAGCCGCUAUGAUUUUCGUAUCUGGGUGCCCAAGCGGGCGGCUAGCAAGUCAAGCUUUCCGGGAAUGCUGGACAACACCGUUGCUGGUGGUCUGAUGACAGAUGAGGAUCCCCUGGAAUGCAUCAUUCGAGAAGCUGACGAAGAGGCGUCGCUCCCCGAGGAUUAUAUGCGUGCGCAUGCUAAGGAAACCGGCACUGUCACCUACAUUUACAUCACGGAUGAACGCUCGGGUGGAGAACCAGGCUACAUCUAUCCCGAGUGCCAAUGGGUGUACGAUCUCGAACUGCCGGUUGACGGAAGCAUCAUACCAAAGCCCAAAGAUAACGAGGUGGAAAGCUUUCGCCUGCAUACAGUGGAGGAGAUCCAGGAACAACUCGCCCAGGGGCUUUGGAAGCCAAACUGCGCCAUCGUCAUGAUUGACUUUUUCAUCCGCCACGGAAUAUAUACGCCCGAGAACGAACCUCACUACGAUGAGCUCCGGGCAAGGGCGCAUCGCUUCAUUCCUUUCCCUGGUCCGCAUUGGCCGCAUUGGAAGCCUUGUCAGCCAAGGGGCAGGGCAGCGAAAUCCUUAUAA